ACUAGGCUUAUAUAUACAGUCUCGCAUCCUGCAGCUAUCGUCAGUCGUAGCCCCGCAAUGGGGCGGCCAGCUGGAGCACUUAACACAGCACUGGACGGCACUGAAUACGUUCACAUCAAGAAAUGGUGUGAAUGGAAGCGGUCCACUCCACCACGGCGUCGACAUUCGUAGUCAAGUGCGACUUCGGCGCCAGACAGAGCCAAAGACGAGGAGGGGCUGCUCAUCCGGCGUCUCUUCGAUCGUUGGGGUUUUUGUUUAGCUACACGGCAAGCAAGGCAGAAACUGCCACCAGAGCGAUUGCCAGCCACGCCUUGGGAUCGUGUUGAUUCUCGGAGCAAUGUGUUGACAGCUCGGCCAUCUUCCUGAAAGCGAACGAGCAUGGAGCGCUGUCCAAAUGAAGGGUGCCAAAAGGAGCUAUCGGAAACGGAACGCAAGCCACACCUGGAAAGAUGCGCCUAUCGAACAGCUCCCUGCAAUCUGUGUAACGCGGAUAUCGUUUUGAGCAAUUUUAUAGAGCAUUGCACCACCGCUUGCCCCAAGAGAAGCGUCAUAUGCAAGAUUUGCACAGCUGCUAUCUUCGCAGAGGAAACAAAGGAACACUCCGAGACCUGCCAUGUCACGGGCGACAAAGAAAAAUCGGUCGACCCAAAAGGUAAAGGCGCGCCGAGGAAAAAGGCGAAAAGUGGCAGCACGAAUGCGGACGCCGAACUCAAAGAACUGCGGAAACUACUGAACGCUGCGAUGAAGGAAAUAGCCGAGCUGAAGCUUUCUCAGAGCAUUCUGGAGAGGAAGACGGCAGCGCUACUGCGUCGAACUGGAGCGUCGUUCGUCUGGUGCUUGGAGUCGUACCGGCGACUUCGCCGGCAUGCGAUCUCGCGCCGCGAAGACUGUCUCAGUGAGCCGAUCUUCUUCGGCCUGGCCGGCUGCAAGUUUCGGCUGCAGGUUAACCUGUACGGCGUCGCAGGCGGUGCUGGAACCCACAUGGCCUUCUUCGUCCAGUUCAAGGUCGUCGACCUGGCCAGGAUGGACAGUUGCUGCGUGAAGAAAACUAGGUGCCUGAUACGAGUGGCGUCCCAACGAGAGGGCGUCGACCACGUCGACCACACGUUUGACUUCUGCGUCUCGGGCCAGGACCGUCGCCGCUCCACGAGCCGUCCGCUGCACAUGUGGAACACGCUCUUUGGUCGCGAGAAGUUUAUCCUCUUCGAAGAACUCGAAGACCAGCGUGUUGGAUACGUCGUCGACGACAUGCUGAUCCUGGAAUUUCACGUUAUAGACUGACUUUAAAAAAAAAAGGUCAAUUAAAACAAAAAAACAAUGAAGCCAGAACAAAGUGUCGCGCUUUCUGAAGCCACGUGGAAAUAACUCGGAAAUCACCGUCAUAUUUCAAUAGUGUUUCACGGUAAUUCCAUAAAGGGACACUCAAGCGAAACAAUAACUUUAGCAAGGGGUACCA
This is a messenger RNA of Rhipicephalus sanguineus (brown dog tick), 1456 nucleotides long. RefSeq lists its product as uncharacterized. Bases 379 to 1281 code for a protein of 300 amino acids. NCBI's taxonomy places the organism in Eukaryota, Metazoa, Arthropoda, Arachnida, Ixodida, Ixodidae. Gene Ontology annotation, molecular function: protein binding; zinc ion binding. The record is from RefSeq and is a predicted model, not a curated record. The transcript is spliced from 8 exons.